AUGUUCACAAUGGCAUAUGUAAAAAGUGUUAUGAACAAAUCAAGUGAACACAUGCAAUCAUUAGACGAAAAAUCGCCUCAUGCAGAAAACGUACAGGAAGUAGACCAAACAGCCCCGGAUACGGUAAAAAGAGAAACUGAAGAAUUCAAUGAGGGAAUCAAGAGGACCGGUGAAGCAUUAAUGAAUAAUCAAAUGUUAUUUAAAGUUGGUUCUUGA
Messenger RNA from Loa loa (African eye worm), 216 nucleotides. RefSeq lists its product as hypothetical. Bases 1 to 216 code for a protein of 71 amino acids. The record is from RefSeq and is a predicted model, not a curated record. NCBI's taxonomy places the organism in Eukaryota, Metazoa, Nematoda, Chromadorea, Rhabditida, Onchocercidae. The transcript is spliced from 2 exons.